Phytophthora nicotianae INRA-310 is the source of this 444-nucleotide messenger RNA. RefSeq lists its product as hypothetical. The transcript has 2 exons. Lineage: Eukaryota; Oomycota; Peronosporomycetes; Peronosporales; Peronosporaceae. Bases 1 to 444 code for a protein of 147 amino acids. The record is from RefSeq and is a predicted model, not a curated record.
AUGGUGGAUGCAGACGAAUUCGACUUGUUGACCACGGAGCGUGAUCCACCGCCGACCCGAGAUGAAAUCAGGAAGUUGCCUCAAGAGCUCAAGAAAAUGCGCAAACUCGAGCUUCAUCGAAAGCGUAUGUCACGCUUUCGUGGUAGACGUGCAGUGGAGAAGAAGAACAUGCAUGAGGAGUUCCAUCGUCUUCUGGAGCAGCGUCUUGUCAAUCUCCGUUGUAGCAGUGUUUGUGGAGGUCCCGAGAGAAUCACUAAAGUUCAGCGACAGUUGCAGCAGCUUGUGUUGGAGCGCGAGUGGUUUCGAAGCGAAAGCGAGACUUUACGACAAAAUCUCGCACGAUUCGUGGGAUCUCGCUAUGGGCUGGUGUUUUGCUGGGUUGGAACGUCUACCACAGCAAAACCACCCUGGGAAAGAAUGGUCAUUCGCUCAUGUCCAAUGUAG